Molecule: messenger RNA, 1056 nt
Organism: Oppiella nova
Lineage: Eukaryota; Metazoa; Arthropoda; Arachnida; Sarcoptiformes; Oppiidae
Source: the annotation of a GenBank genome assembly
CAUCACAACACGCCUCCAGUUAUUUAUCGAUCUGAGAGCACCCAACCCACACACCAACUGUCAAACGAUCACACGAUUGUUAAACUCGAUUUCAAAGGCGAUGUCAUCGGCUCCGACUAUAUUAACGCCAACUUUAUUAGCGGUUUCAAUUCUGAUGAGGAAUAUAUUGCAUGUCAGGCGCCCCUACACUCCACUGUCAAUGACUUUUUUCGUAUGAUUAUUGAGCAUAACGUCAGGAUUGUGGUCACAUUAACCCAGUGUAUUGAAAAAGGACGGCUAGUAACCUCUAAAUGCGAGAAGUAUUGGCCGAGUAGUGACGAUCCGGACGACGACGACAUGGACAGAGGGGACGACAGCACCGGCAGCAACACCAGGAGCUCGAAAAAGGCCAUACCUAGCAUGCAGUUCGGUGACAUCGCCAUUGAAUUAGUAUCGGAAGAAGCCAUUGAAAGCGAAUUCAUAAUACGAGAGCUAAAGCUCAUAAAAGGCGAUUCGCAUCAUUCGCUAACGCAAUACCAUUUCAUACAAUGGCCUGAUUUCGGGUGCCCUCAGAAUCCCUAUUCGCUCAUCCAUUUGAUUGAAAUCAUACGAAAACAAUACACAGCAAUCAAUAGCCAUGAGAAUGGCAUCAAUUCGCCGAUUCUGGUUCACUGCAGUGCUGGUGUGGGCCGAAGCGGUACAUUCAUAGCUGUGGACAGGAUUAUGGAAAUGUUGACCAAAACUCCCGGCGCCGACACGUCACUGCCCAAAGAUAUUACGAUCGAUGUGUUUAACACCGUUUGCGAUAUGAGAAGGUGUCGACCAAAUAUGGUUCAGACAGAGGAUCAAUACAUCUAUAUUUAUGACUGCAUUAAAUACCUUAUCGAUCGACUCGAGGGUCAAAAUCUACAAAAUAGUCAAACCGAUGAAAAUACUAGUCAUUGUGAUAGAGAUGAAAAAGACAAAGUGGACGGUUGUUGCCUGGAUGAGAGUAGUGUGGACCCGGAUCACUUAACUACCGGCGCUCACCUCACACGACAAAUAUCUAACGAAAGUUGCGAGAAUACAAUGUUAUAG